This is a messenger RNA of Syzygium oleosum, 1192 nucleotides long. RefSeq names its product shikimate kinase 3, chloroplastic-like. The coding region runs from base 1 to 912 and encodes 303 amino acids. The record is from RefSeq and is a predicted model, not a curated record. The transcript has 10 exons. Lineage: Eukaryota; Viridiplantae; Streptophyta; Magnoliopsida; Myrtales; Myrtaceae. Gene Ontology annotation, molecular function: shikimate kinase activity. Gene Ontology annotation, cellular component: chloroplast.
AUGGAGGCUGCCGCUUGUGGACCGGCGGCUCUGCAAUUUCCUCCUCCGCACGUGCGUUCGAAUAGAAACGAAGGCAAGCAGAGGAACGACUUGCCGUCGCCUCGUCGGAGUAAUCUCCACCUUGUAACCGUUGGUGACUCGCGAGGGAAACACGGGUUUCUUAGGCAGAGGAAGCCUCCUGUCGGUCAAUUACAAUCUCUUGAGUGUUCGCAAGUAGUCCCGGCUUUGGAAGCAGGAUAUUUGCGCGCUUCUUCCAAUGGAAAUUGGUUGCUCAAGACAAAGGCCCAAGAAGUGAGCUUGUGCUUAGAUGGCCGCUCCAUUUUCCUUGUCGGGAUGAUGGGCUCUGGAAAGACGACGGUCGGAAAGAUUUUGUCUGAAGCAUUAGGCUAUACUUUUGUUGACAGUGACAAAUACGUGGAGCAGGCUAUUGGCCAAGAUUCUGUCACUCAAAUCUUUAAACAACGUGGGGAGUGUAUCUUCAGAGAUUUUGAGAGUGAUGCAUUACGGAAAUUGUCUUUCACGCCCCAGCAAGUUGUUGCAACUGGUGGUGGUGCAGUUGUUCGGCCUAUCAACUGGAAAUAUAUCAGGCAGGGAGUUAGUGUCUUCUUGGAUGUGCCCUUGGAUGCCCUGGCUAGGAGAAUUGCCGCUGUAGGGACUGAUUCCCGCCCCCUUUUGCACUUUGAAUCAGGCGAUCCAUACACACAGGCUUUCAUUGGACUUUUCACUCUCUCAAAAAAGAGAGCUGAAUCAUAUGCCAGUGCUGAUGUUACAGUUUCCAUUCUGGAUCUUGCUGCUAACCUGGGCGUUGAAGAUGUUCUUGAUGUCACACCAACAGCUAUAGCGAUUGAGGUACUUGUACAAAUGGAGAAAUUUCUUCAAGGCAACAACAUGUCCAGGCGAAUGUUUCCUUAAUCGAUGAUAUAUGGAUAUCAUGUUUUUUAGCUUCUUACACUGCUUUUUCCGUUUUUGAACUCUAUCUUGCAACUCUCUGCUCCCUAUUUUGAACUGAUAUUAAGAGAAGUUCUGUUAAUUAGGGUUGCACGGCUUGUAUAGGUAAAGUAUGUCCAUGAUCCAUACUUAGCAAUUAGUGUUGACUUAGUGCUUGGACAUUUGUCUAUUCAAUUACGAAAUAAUAGUAGGGCUAUACUGGCACACUGAUACUUAAAACGAAUGGUACUGCAUUGUGGACUCA